This is a messenger RNA of Lutra lutra (Eurasian river otter), 3539 nucleotides long. It is a transcript of the gene SP110, whose product is annotated as SP110 nuclear body protein. Gene Ontology annotation, biological process: regulation of transcription by RNA polymerase II. The record is from RefSeq and is a predicted model, not a curated record. Bases 221 to 2329 code for a protein of 702 amino acids. Lineage: Eukaryota; Metazoa; Chordata; Mammalia; Carnivora; Mustelidae. Gene Ontology annotation, molecular function: protein binding; DNA-binding transcription factor activity, RNA polymerase II-specific; DNA binding. The transcript is spliced from 20 exons. Gene Ontology annotation, cellular component: nucleus.
ACUUCCUGUUUCACCCCUGGCAUCCCCCUGCUGUUCUCUCAGUCUUCCAGGAGUGAUUCCUGGCCCAGACUCUGGACCGGGAAAGGAGCAGAGCAGGUUGGCAGACCCAGCAUCCAGGUGGGUUUUUGUCUUGGCUGCUUUAUUCUUCGUGUUUGGUGAUUGGGUUCGGAUAGCUGAUUUCCCAGCAGCAGCUACAGGAUAGAACCAACUACUCAAACUGAUGCUCACCAUGACCAGGGCCUUGGAAGAGGCUCUUCUCCAGCACUUCAUAUACCAGAAGCUGGAAACUGCCUAUGCCAUAUACAAGCCAUUUCCCUUCCUCGAAGGCUUCCGAGACAACUCCUUCAUCACGGAGACAAUGUACAGGGAAUCCUUGGAAGCCUGUAGAAAUCAGGUCCCCGUACCCAGAGUAGUGUACAACAUCCUCACCCACCUGGAAAAGACCUUCAGUCUGUCGAUUCUGAAGACGUUGUUCAGCCGAAUUAACCUGCGUGAAUAUCCCAGUCUGACAACUAUUCUCAAGGGCUUCAGAAGAGUUGUCAUUGCCUACGGAGGAUGCAACAGAGCUGUGCUGACCCUCCUCGAAGCUCCAGCCAACCCAGCAGAAGGAUGCUCCCUCCAGACGCUGCUGCCGCUGCCCCCGCCCCAGAGCCACCAGCUCCCUUCGCCCAGUGUCACUGAACCCAGUUCAUCAGCACAGCAUAGAGCUGAGAUUGUGGGUGAACCAUCCAGCCCUUCUGACCCUGCUGUGGCUCUCCCCAGAGCUACCCAGGAAGGAAGGAUCAUUCCAGAAGACCCACAGGAGACGUUUGGCUCUCCCCCCAACACUGUUCAAGUGAUAACAGAUGACUCUCUUGAACCAAACGACCCCAGAGAGCUCCAGGAGGCAUCCAGCAUACCUCCCAACAAGAAAGGAAAGAAAAGAAAAAGAUGUAUCUGGUCAACUCCAAAAAGGAGACGCCAGAAAAAAAGCCUCCCAAAAGGGAGAGCCUCGCCUCAGCAUAGAAGCCAAGAGAAGCUCCAAGUGGUGGAACAGGCAACUCAAAGGAAGGACGAUUCACCCAGGAAGUCAAAUGUCAUGCCAAGGGCCCAAACGGCAAGCGCUGAAUGUGCCCAAAGCUCUGGACCAGAGGAAACCAGUGAUGACUCACCAGAAAUGAAUGAAGAAAAGAGCCUCCAGGAGGAGCCGCCCAGCACAGCACCAAGCACCCCACAUGGAAAGAGGACAGAAAAAUAUAAUCUUCCAUCUUCAAAAAGAAGACAGGAAAGAAAGCUCCCAAGAACCUCACCUAGGCCCAGAAUCCAAGAGAAACUCCAUGUGGUGGAUCAAGCAACUGAAGGGAAAUGUGAUUCAACCAGGAAUUCAAAGAUCAUGACAAGGGCCCCAAAGGCAAGGACAGAAUGUGUCCAAACCUCUGGACCAAAGGAGAAGAAAAGGAAAAAAGAUGUUAAUUCAAGUUCAACAAGAAGGUGUCAGAAAAACAUUCCUCCAAAGGAAAAACCUGAAGAUGAAACUGUAGAUUUUCUCUCUCCUGAACUUCCUGUGACCUGUGGUGAAGCCAAAGGGAUUUUAUACAAAGAGAAAUUGAAACAAGGCUCCUCAGAGAAGUGCAUUCGGAAUGAGGAGGGAGUUUGGUUCACACCAAAAGAAUUUGAAAUCGAAGGAAAACGGGCAAAUACAAAGAAAUGGAAGGAGACUGUAUAUUGCAGAGGAAAGACCUUAGGAGAACUGCUGCAGAAAGGACUUUUGUUCUGUCCUCCAAGAAGUGUCAAGAGAGAGGGAGAAAACUCCAAGGAAUGUGAGGUGUGUUGUAGAGGGGGACCACUGGUCUGCUGUGACACUUGUCCAAGAGCCUUUCAUGAGGACUGUCACAUCCCAUCUGCAGAGGCAGAGAGGAGCCCGUGGACUUGCACCUUCUGCCGGAUAAAGGAGUCUUUGGGAAGGCAGCCAUGUCACAGGGAAUCUGAGGUCCUGGAGAGGCAGAUGCAGCCUGAGGAGCGGUUGAAAUGUGAGUUCCUCCUCUUGAAGGCCUACUGUCAUCCACAAAGCUCCUUUUUUGCAGAAACCCCACAUAACAUUCGAGAUUAUGGAGAGCCCUUUAAGGAAGCCAUGUGGUUGGACCUGAUUAAGGAAAGGCUGACUGAGAACGUGUACACAGUGGCGUGGUUUGUUCGCGACAUGCGCCUCAUCUUUAGCAACCAUAAAACAUUUUACAAGACUUCCAACUUUGGUCAGAUAGGACUGGACUUGGAGGCAGAAUUUGAAAAGAACCUCAAAGAGGUGUUUAUUUUUUGCAAAGCCAAUGAGAACAGCUUCCAGACUUGUUGACCCUGUUCUAGAAAGACUAAGGUACCCCAACUUCAGGACCCAGAUGACAUGACCCUGGCCAUCUUUAGAUAGCCACUGAGUCUGGGAUGCUAUUGGCUGCUCUCUUGACUCAAAGCCAGAGCCUUCAUACCAUCAUCAUGCCUUCUUUUUUUUGUUUGAUUCUUUCUACACCUAAAAGUGUGUGUGUGUGUGUGUGUGUGUGUUUGUGUAAGAUACACCUCUAAUCCCCAGCCAAAACCACAAGCCCCUUCUUUGUCAGUAUUUCCAUCUCUCUUCUCCCACAGUUAUCUAUUCUCUUUUAUUCAACUAAACUACAGGGAUAAUAGCUUCAGAAUUUCUACAGUCCAACCACUAUGAAAAAGAAACCAAGUUGAAUCUUAAAUUGUGUGGAAAUUAUUUUGUUUCUCUUUUAUAUGUAUAUUCUGUUAUAUUUUGUUUCUGUUAUAGAGAUAUAUAAUUUAUAUAUAUAAAUAUAUUUUAUAUAUAUCACGAUAUAUUAUUUAUAUCAUUAUAUAUUUCAUAUACCAUUGCAGAGAGUAUUUUUUAGAAUUUUGCACUUGUAUUUGUGAAUGAGAUUGGUCCGUAAGUUUCUGUGUACUGUCAAAAUCAGAUGUAGGGCUAUCUCAGCUUGGCACAAGUAUGCCUAAAACUUUCUACCUUUUAUGUGCUCUGGAAUAGCUUAUAAUGUUUUCAAUGAACCAACUCAUAAAAUUAUAUAGCCUACUGUUCUUUGAAGAGGUAAUAUUGACCACGUUCUUUGCUUUUUCAGGGUCAUUAAAUGAUUCAGAUGUUCUCUUGCUUUUUGAACCAGUUCCAAUUUUAGUUUUCUUUUUUUUUCCUGUUCUUUAAAUUUUAUUUUUUGUAAACAUCAAUUUUAGUUUUCUAAGAAGUCAUUCAUGUAUGUGUUGUUUUGACUUGGCCUUAUUUCUACCAUAUUAUUUUAUUCCUUCUCUUCGGAAUACUUUCAUGUGAUUUUGGUCUAUAUUUGCUUUGUUUUUGCCUUCUAUUCUGGAAGACCUUUGUAAGAGUUUUUAAUUUUAAUAUUUACCUGCAAGCUUUCCAAAUGUGUUUUUAACUUACUUUUUAAAUGUCAGAGUCUGGGGUGCUUCGGUGGCUCAGCCUGUUGAGCGGCUGACUUUUGAUUUCAGCUCAGGUCAUGGUCACGGGGUCCUGGGAUUCAGCCCUGCCCAGCAGGCUCGGAGCUCAGUGG